CUCUUGUCCUGUUGGUCUGCAGCAAACCUCUUCCCCCGUCUCUCUUUGCUCUCUGCUAGACGUCAUGGUUGAUCGACGCUCGGAUUCUGAUAACGGCUCGCGUGCUAAGCGUCAGAAGAUGGACAAGUCUGAGACCGAUCCCAAGGACAACCCGUACCUCGCUCACAUGUAUGAGAACAACUCGAACUCAUGGACCGAUGGCGCCACAGAUCUUCACCCGGCCUUCGGGAAGAUAAAGAGACACCAGACGACUGCUGCGAUUGCCCAAAAGGUGGAGGAUGGUGAUACCAACCCGUUCAACGGCCAGCCCUUCUCCAGCAAAUAUGUCUCCAUCCUGAAGACUCGUCGCGAUCUUCCAGUCCACGCUCAGAGAGAUGAAUUCUUGCAGCUCUACCAACAGUCGCAGAUUCUGGUCUUCGUCGGUGAGACGGGUUCCGGAAAGACCACCCAGAUCCCUCAGUUCGUCCUUUUCGAUGACCUGCCGCAAACGCAGGGCAAGAUGGUUGCUUGUACCCAGCCCCGUCGUGUCGCCGCCAUGUCUGUUGCUCAACGUGUCGCCGCCGAGCUGGAUGUCAAGCUGGGAGAGGAAGUGGGUUACAGCAUCCGUUUCGAAGAUAUGACUAGUUCCAAGACCGUGCUCAAGUACAUGACGGAUGGUAUGCUUCUGAGAGAGGCUAUGCAUGACCACAACCUGAGCCGCUACAGCACCAUCAUUCUGGACGAGGCUCACGAGAGAACGAUGGCCACUGAUGUUCUCAUGGGUCUUCUCAAGGAAGUCGUGCUGCGUCGCCCUGACCUGAAGAUCAUUAUCAUGUCUGCAACUCUGGAUGCGCAGAAGUUUCAGCGCUACUUCAACGAUGCUCCCCUCCUUGCCGUUCCCGGUCGUACCCACCCCGUCGAGAUCUUCUAUACUCCGGAGCCCGAGCAGGAUUAUGUGGAAGCUGCCAUUCGCACAGUCCUGCAGAUUCAUGCCACGGAAGACGAGGGUGAUAUCCUUCUGUUCUUGACGGGUGAAGAAGAAAUUGAAGAUGCCGCACGGAAGAUCUCGCUAGAAGCUGAUGAGAUGGUAAGGGAGGCCGAUGCUGGACCGAUCAAGGUCUAUCCUCUUUACGGUAGUCUGCCUCCGCACAUGCAGCAGCGCAUCUUCGAACCGGCACCCCCUCCGCUCCGUAAGGGAGGCCGUCCCGGCCGGAAGGUCAUUGUGUCCACUAACAUCGCCGAAACCUCGCUUACCAUCGACGGUAUCGUCUACGUCGUCGACCCUGGUUUCUCGAAACAGAAGAUCUACAACCCCCGUAUUCGUGUUGAGUCCCUCUUGGUGUCUCCCAUUUCUAAGGCCUCCGCACAACAGAGAGCUGGUCGUGCUGGUCGUACACGCCCCGGAAAGUGCUUCCGUCUCUACACCGAGGCAGCCUUCAAGAAGGAACUUAUCGACCAAACCUACCCGGAAAUUCUGCGCUCCAACCUUUCUUCUACGGUGCUGGAGUUGAAGAAGCUCGGUAUCGACGAUCUCGUUCACUUCGACCUGAUGGAUCCUCCUGCCCCGGAGACCCUUAUGCGAGCCUUGGAGGAACUCAACUACCUGGCCUGCUUGGAUGAUGAUGGCAACCUGACCCAGCUGGGACGCCUUGCAUCAGAAUUCCCUCUUGAUCCUGCUCUUGCCGUGAUGCUUAUCAGCUCUCCUGAGUUCUACUGCUCCAACGAAAUUCUCUCCAUUACGGCACUGCUUUCCGUCCCGCAAGUGUUUGUCAGACCUGCCUCUCAACGGAAGCGUGCGGAUGAGAUGAAGGAUCUCUUUGCCCACCCCGAUGGCGACCAUCUUACUCUUCUUAACGUCUACCACGCCUUCAAGAGCCCCGAAGCACAGGAGAACCUGAAGCAGUGGUGCCACGACCACUUCCUUUCCCUGCGGUCCCUGCAAUCGGCAGACAAUGUGCGCAUGCAGCUUUUGCGCAUCAUGGAGCGUGAAGAACUCGAGAUGAUCUCAACCCCCUUCGAGGACAAGAAGUACUACGAAAACAUCCGCCGUGCGCUGUGCGCAGGGUUCUUCAUGCAGGUCGCCAAGAAGGAAACCCAGGGCAAGAACAUGUAUUUGACCAUCAAGGACAACCAGAACGUCCUCCUGCAUCCCUCGACCGUCCUGGGCCACGAAGCCGAGUGGGUCCUCUACAACGAAUUUGUGCUCACCACCAAGAACUACAUUCGGACUAUCACCGCCGUCAAGGCCGAAUGGCUCAUUGACAUCGCCCCCACCUACUACGACAUCUCCGGCUUCCCCAAGGGCGAUAUCCGAUCCUCCCUCCUCCGCGCCGCCGAGAGACUCUCGCGCAGGGAGAAGUUGCGCGUCGACUCCGGCAAAAGACGAUAGACUAGUUAAUCUUGUUGUCACGAAAUCUAUAGACCAUGUUUUCUUCGUGCCAUGAUAAUUUCGAAGCUCAAUAAAAGGGAAUAUCCGGUUUUUUUCUUUCUUGUCAUCAUCAUCAAUUUGCCUCUUUACCUUCACAAUACGGAGUAUCCAGUUUGACUUUGCUAUUUUUCUCGCCUCCAAUAUUCCCAUUUGCAAGGGGUUUGCACGGUGGCUUUCAUGGUAUUUAUUUCUUGUUUGAUCUGCGGGAUACCUACCUUCGGGCCUAGAUCUAGGUACAAAUUAUUAUUCUUUCGUGCUCUU
Molecule: messenger RNA, 2668 nt
Organism: Aspergillus ibericus CBS 121593
Lineage: Eukaryota; Fungi; Ascomycota; Eurotiomycetes; Eurotiales; Aspergillaceae
Product: DEAH-box ATP-dependent RNA helicase PRP43
Exons: 3
Coding region: 65-2368 (767 amino acids)
Cellular component (GO): intracellular anatomical structure; spliceosomal complex
Molecular function (GO): ATP binding; RNA helicase activity; RNA binding
Source: RefSeq, a predicted model, not a curated record